Phyllostomus discolor (pale spear-nosed bat) is the source of this 10108-nucleotide messenger RNA. It is a transcript of the gene NHSL1, whose product is annotated as NHS like 1. NCBI's taxonomy places the organism in Eukaryota, Metazoa, Chordata, Mammalia, Chiroptera, Phyllostomidae. The transcript has 8 exons. The record is from RefSeq and is a predicted model, not a curated record. The coding region runs from base 3276 to 8141 and encodes 1621 amino acids. Gene Ontology annotation, biological process: cell differentiation.
UAGAUUUUAUUGUAAAAAUCAGGAUUUUUCACCGCAGGCCUGUCGUGAACAUGAGCUGUAACAAUAUACACGAAAUGCACAGCACAGGUUAGCUGUGACCCGGAAGCUGGGAGGGCCUCUCGGGUUGGUAGUCCAGAUAAUUAAGAUAAUUAAGGUGGUUCAUUUUAGUUGCCAAAUAAAUAUAGUUUGAAUGAAUGUAAUAGCUUUUCAAGGAGCCCACUUAACAAUUUUCUAAACUAAUUGGACUAUGCUCUAACGUGGGUAGUUAAAAUCUCCAUUUCCUCCAAAGCUGAUUUAAACCACUGUAGUCUGUCUGGUCACAUAGGAACUCGGAUCCAGUUGGAACAGUGGUUAAUUUAGCUGACCUUCUUUUACAUUAGCGAAGGUAUUAAUAAUCAUGGCCUCGUAUAACAGAAACCUGGAAGAGUUAGUGGAUGGAGAAGUGGUUAUUGUGCAGAUGCAUUCAUGGGUCUCGUGAAUGAAUGAUGGGGAAUCCAGGAAGCUUUCAGAAGCUCAGCAUCAGUGUGUACCUACUUUGAGGGAGAGUCAGGAGCCUAGUCCCUGAAUUGACAGCAUCUUCCUCUAGCCUGUCCCUCAGCUCUUUCCCAGGUGUGUGUAGGAACGGGAGGUACCUGAGGAAGCACACCGGUCACUAAUGACACCAGUUCAUCUCUGCCAUUGUAUGUGAUCGUGAGUACACUUCGAUGUGCCUGAGCUGGGAAGAGCAUUCCACAGCACUUACUGUGUACAAAGAACACAAAGUUUAUUCCAGAGUGUAGAUGUUUCUAAAUUAAUAAUGGAGCUGCAGCGUGGAGACUCAAGGAGACAACGGGGUUUCUGGUUUGGGGUCCCUGGACCCUUACUGAGUGUAAACAUGGAUGCCAAGGUGCCAGAAACCUCUGAAAUGGUGAGCAGCAUUGGAGAGGAGUAUUUUCUGGCAUGGCAGUCCUCUUUUGCUUUUUAUGUUUUGAUUCUCAAAUAUGUCUUUGACUCAGAAAGAACAUUGGAUGCUUGAACUUUGAUGUUAGCCACUGGUGCUGUAUAUAAUUUAUACUGUUUUUGCCCUUAUAAUGGUGAUCAAAGUAGAGAGAUCAUUCUAGUUUAAUAGCUGAAGCAGGUCCAGAGUGUUUGGUGAUAUAGGCAGCAUUGCUUGUAAGUGCUGAAACUUUUAACCCAGUGGUGUCUGGCAUGACCUGGUUCCAUUACUGACUCCUCUGUGUGACACUGGGUAUGUCACAUACCUUCUCUGGGCCCGAAUUGCCUCAUCUGUAAAUCGAGGGGUUUAAACAUCAUCUCUUGAGGGCCCUUUUAGCUUUUAAACUGAGUCCCUAUCUGCGCUACCUGGACUGUUUUGUGGCCUCUCACAGGAGUCCUAGCAUCUGUCCUCUGUCAUGGUUCCCGUGCUAGUGCGAGCUGUCCAUCUCAGGAACACUUUGCAGCAGCUCUGUGUUUUUCUACAAGUGUUCCAACCCUGGUCAGCUUGUAGAGCCCUUUUCUUAUAAAACCUCAACGAAUUCUAGAUGUGACACAAAAUCCUGCUUUCAUAAUUUUAUAUCAAAGCUUAUUUUUUAUUGCAAUUUGUUUUAAUAUGUUUGCUUAAUUCUGAGUUAAGGAAGGUAAGAUGGACCCAGUUCUCUACUUGUUGCUUAUUAGCCUUACUCUGAAUAACAUUUUUAAAAAAUGCAGUUAUUGAUUUGGGGGAGAGUGAUAUGGAUUUGUUGUUCCCCUUAUUUAUGCUUUCACUGGUUGAGUCUUGUAUGUGCCCUGACCGAGAAUUGAACCUGCAACUUAGCAUUGUGGGACAGUGCUCUAACCAACUUGGCUACCCAGGCAGAGCCUGAAGAACAUUUUUGCGGGGAAGAUGCUAAUUCAAGUGUCUAUGAUGGAAAGUUGCAGGGACUUUUAGCGCUGCUCAGACCAUGAAAUUAUGUUGGCCAUGGAUGAAAUGCUGCACCCAGAUGUGGCCCAGCCUGUGGCUGUAGGUAUUUCGAAUGUCAUGAUUAAGGGUUUACACCGGAGUCUGGGGACAGAGCCUGCAGCUAAUUGCUACUAGCGUGGCUCUCAGAUGAUGGUUCUCCUUGAUAAGAUGGUCGUUCAGAGGUGGAGAGGAAUGACCUGGGGGUGAGGGCUGCCAGGGGGCAAGCCUAAGGGACUGUCAGCCCCACACUGGCUGCUGGUGGAAGACAGGAGAGGCCAUAACAGGUGCAAGAAUGGCUGCGUUCCGCCUUCGCAGAAAGCUGGGAGUGAAGUAAGACUGCGUCCGAUUUGGAAGCAUGUUUCCUUAGAUCCUGACUUUCCUAAAUCCACCUAGGAAGGCUGGAUGUGCCUAAUCACUAUAUACCCUUUGAAAACCCCUUCUCAAAAUCCCGCUUUCAGAAGCGUGGUCUGAUAACAGUCAAGUUGUUUUCAUCCCGAAGUCUGUAGUCUGCGCAGACCUGCAUUUCUGUAGGUUUGCUGGAGUUCAGAAGUUUGAGCUGCCACUGAAGAACUGGCUGUGCAGAGGCGGGGUUUUCCGUCUCCAAUGAGGCGCCUUCAGUCCCCGGAAAGCCUAUCGUCUUUCACAGGGAGUGCUGGCUCUGUAAUCCAAGCAAUAGCCACGCAGCCCGUUUUAUUGUUUGUGGAGUCCUGUGGAUCCCAAGCGGCUCCCAGCUGGGAAAGAGGGCAAGUGGGCGGUUUAGGAUUCUGCGCUGGGCUGCGGCGGCAAGUGAGCUGAACUCUGAUUUCUCCUAAGUCACCUGUUCGGGUGAACUCGAAACUGGGCACCUGCGUCGACGCUGCAUCUCUUUAUCCAGGCUGAGGAGUUCCUUCUGUCUGCCACAGGCGGCUGGCUCUCUGCCCUCGCGGGGAAAGAUGCCUGGGAGAGGAGUAGGAUUACAGGUUGGGAUGCUAGGUGCACACCAGAGAGUCGGAGUGCCUUGGUUCUGUUCUUCGCAAAGUCCUGACAAGUAUUCCUGAAAGGAGCACCCUGCUUGAUUUUUAAAAUUGCACUUUUAUUUAUUUUUAUUUUGUUUGUGGGAGGGCUGUGGCUACCCUUGAUCUAGAAACCAAGUACCACAAUGUGGCUGGAGUAAAAAAAAAAUUCUUUUUGUUUUUUUAACCCCUCAUUUUCCUUUUCUUUGGAAUUGGGGUGCAUAAAAGCUGUGCCUGACUCUCAACAUUGUCUGAAUAAGUGGGAAGGAGCAGGCUCGUUAGAAGGACCUGGACCAAUUUAAAAACACGAGCUUUUUGUUUGCUGGGCUGUCCUUUGUCUGUAGUGGAUUUUGAUGUGAAAGAAGAUGAAAAAGGAAGGCUCUUCAGGUUCCUUCAGACUCAAGUCAAAUUCGGGUUCUCUCUCACGUGCCGUAAGUUGGAUAAAUUUCUCCUCCUUGUCCAGGCAGACAAAGAGGCUGUUUCGCAGUGACGGAGAGCUCUCGGUCUGCGGGCGGCAGGUGGAAGUGGAUGAUGAAAACUGGACUUACAGAACCCAGCCCAGAAAAGCGGUUUCCAACCUAGACGAGGAGAGCAGAUGGACCGUCCACUACACCGCUCCGUGGCACCAGCAGGAGAACGUGUUCCUUCCCAGCACGAGGCCCCCCUGCGUGGAGGACCUGCACCGCCAAGCCAAGCUCAACCUCAAAACAGUGCUGAGGGAAUGUGACAAACUGCGGCGGGAUGGCUGCCGGAGCUCCCAGUACUACUCCCAGGGCCCCACCUUCGCCACCCCCUCGAGCGCACUCUGUGAUGAGGACCAGGAUGAGGAUGAAGAAGCAGAUCAGAAGUGUUCUAUCUCUUCGUUGGAAGAGGAAAGACUUAUUUCCAUCAGGAGAUCUAAACCGCCAACCUCAAGCGACUUUCCUGAUCUUAAUACUCAAACGAACUGGGCCAAGUCACUUCCCUUGCCAACGCCGGAGGAGAAGAUGCGACAGCAUGCUCAAACAGUCCAGGCUGAUGUGGUUCCUAUUAACAUAACCGGGGAGAAUUUCGAUCGCCAGGCCAGCCUUCGGCGGUCUCUAAUUUACACAGACACUCUGAUAAGACGACCGAAGAAAGUCAAAAGGAGAAAGACUAUUACAGGAGUCCCUGACAACAUACAGAAGGAGCUAGCCGCGGGCACUGGCCACGACGAUGGUGGUGGUCACUCAGUGUACGCUCCAGACCGCUACUCGACACUAGGAAGGCUCGACAGCCAUCGGUCUGCCGGGCAGCGCUCCGAAACCAGGGACUGCAGCUGUCAGACCGAGGAAGUCAAGGUUGUGCCCCCUUCGAUGAGAAGAAUCAGGGCACAGAAGGGACAAGGCAUUGCUGCCCAGAUGAGCCACCUCUCGGGCUCCUCGGGGAACAUGUCCGUGCUGAGCGAUUCUGCGGGCAUCGUGUUCCCCUCCCGCCUCGGCAGCGACGCUGGCUUCCACAGCCUCCCGCGUUCCGGCGCGAGGGCCAGCGUGCAGUUUCUGGAGCCCCAGUUCGCGGAAGACCUGGACGGCGUGUUCCCCUACCAGAGGGCUAACCUCCAAGCAGAUGAAAACGGAGGACGGUUAGCAGGUGCCUCUAGGACCGGAACCCUCUUGAGGCCCAAGUCCCAGGAGCUGAGACACUUGGAGAGUGAAAACAGGACAGGCCCGGCAUGUGUGGUGUCCCCUCAUGGGACCUGCUCCACCAGCAUCAUCCCCAAUGCCACCCUCUCCUCCUCGUCGGAAGUGAUUGUCAUCCACACCGCUCAGAGUUCAGGGCAGCUGGACAGUAAAAUGACCAGCUCCCCGACAUACAUGAAGAUAAAAUCCAGGGACCGCCUCCUCCCCAGGCACUCUGGUACAGACGACCGGUGGUCUUCCAGUGGCAACUGGAAUGAAGGUCACUCCACCGUUGUUUCACAGGCCCUGGGCCCCCGUUCCCCCAGGAGAGCCCCACUGUUGUCCCUCUGUGAUUCGGCAGUCUCUCUGAAUACCCCAGCGAAUCAGGAGAAUGGGCCCCAAGCCAUGGCCUAUAACUGUAGGAAGAGCCUGAGCUUCCCAGCGGCCCCGCAGGAGGAUGUGGAUGGCAAGAGUGAGUCCAGUUAUUCAGGAGGCCGGGGGCCGGGCGUGGAGCCCUGGGAAUACAGCGCCUCAGGGAGUGGGCGGGCCUCCCCACUGAAGCCUCACCUGGCCACUCCUGGUGACUGCACUCCUGUGAGCAACAUGAGCAGCUGCAGUUUGGACCAGACGUCCAACAGAGAUGACGCCAGGUCCCUGUACUCAGAGGACCACGAUGGCUACUACGCGUCUGUGCACAGCGACACUGCCCCUGGGGCUGGGAGUCUGGGCGGUAGCAGCAAUGGCUUUGGGAACCCCAGGCACAGCGUGGUCAAUGUGUUUGAAGGAAGAACUCAGAAGAACCAAGGGGACCGGUCAAAUUGCCAUGACAGAUCUCUCUCUCGAAACAUCUCUUUGAAGAAAGCAAAGAAGCCUCCUCUGCCACCCUCUCGGACGGACUCCCUGCGCAGGAUCCCCAAGAAGAGUGCCCAGACCAACGGGCAGGUGCUCAACGAGAGCCUGAUUGCCUCACUGCACUACUCGCUGCAGCUGAACCUCCCGGGCAAGGGCGGCCUGUCGCCCUCCCAGAGCCCCUGCAGUGACCUGGAGGAGCCCUGGCUGCCCCGCUCCCGCAGCCAGAGCACGGUGAGCGCGGGCAGCAGCAUGACUUCCGCCACCACGCCCAACGUCUCCUCCCUGUGCGGGGUCACCCCGUCCCCGAGCGACACGAGCAGUGUCAAGUCCGAGUACACGGACCCCUGGGGUUACUACAUUGACUGCACGGGCCUGCAAGAAGACUCUGGGAACCCCGGCGGGGGCUGGCCAGCCUGCAGUGGGGCGCCAACUGGCAAUGGGCCAGUCCGCCACGUCCCAGAGGGCUCCAGGGCCGCCGUGCCCCCGGGGCCCGGUGGCUCCGUCAAACCAAAGAUCACGUCACCGGAGAAGUCGCAUCGAGUCACUUCUCCGUCCAGUGGGUAUUCCAGCCAGUCGAAUACACCCACGACACUCACCCCUGUGCCUGUGUUUUUGAAAUCAAUGUCACCAGCCAACGGGAAGGGAAAGACCAAGCCCAAGGUGCCGGAAAGGAAGUCCUCUCUGGUGUCUUCCGUGUCCAUCUCCUCAUCGUCCACGUCCCUCUCUUCUAACACGUCCACAGAAGGAAGUGGGACCGUGAGGAAGCUGGACGCGGUGCCGGCCUCUCUCCCUGCCGUUCCUCCUCUCCCGCCUCUUCCGUCUCCUUGUCCUGCCGACAGGUCUCCUCCUCUCCCUCCUCCCCCGCCUUCCGCAGAGUCCCCCGAGGGCUCUCCUCUGCCUCAGUCUCCCCUUUUCCCCCCUCCACCACCAGAAGUUCUUAUUCCCUUCUGUCCUUCUACUGACGCGUGCUUUUCUCCCCCCUCCCCAGCCUGUAGCCCCCCUCUGGGCCAUGCCCCUGUGCUGUCCCCUCCACAGUCUUUACCCUCCUUGGUUCCCCCGCCUGCCCCACCCCUGGACCCUAGCCUGAUGAAAGAUGCUAGGCCUUCUUUCAAAAAGUCUAGCCAGCCAGACUCCUCCCAGGAGGCCUUUAGACAGCCUGGGACCAAGCAGGAGGGCGGCAGACCCCCCGGGCCCCUCAUCACCACGGAAGCAUUGCAGAUGGUGCAGUUGAGGCCGGUGAAGAAGAACUCGGGAACCGAGGGAGCACUGUUUCAUGAACAAGCGUCUCAGGAAAAACGAACUCCAGUUGUGCCCCAGUAUCAUUUAAAGCCAUCUGCUCUCCUGAAAUCCCGAAAUAGCAUAAAUGAAAUGGAGAGUGAAAGCCAGUCUGCCUCCGUAACAAGCUCGCUGCCGACUCCCGCCAAGAUCAUGAGCCAGGGUCACCAGGACAGAGCGGCCGAGCGUGGCUGCAGCCCGGGCGGCCCUGGGGCGGCAGAGGCUGGACCCGGGCCCACCCCGCAGCAGACGGCCCCUGGACCUUCGCCCAGCAGGAAGCCGCCCCCCAUUUCCAAGAAGCCCAAACUGUUCCUGGUGGUGCCACCUCCGCAGAGAGAUUUCACGGCGGAGCCAGCAGAGAACGUGAGCGAAGCAGCGCCCAGCCCCACGAAGGGAGAGGCCGGAGAGAGUUGUGCAUCCGGGGCCGGUUCUGAUGAGACCGGCUCCGGCAGCUCGGUUCUUGAGGGAGGAGCUGCAGGAUCCACAUCCCCAGGCAGAGUGGACGCCAGUGUCCCCGUGGUGCAGCCUGAUGCCUCGCCAGCCCCCGAGCAGGAGGAGCCAGGCACCGAGCCCAGCGGGGACAGCGUGGAGAGCUGUCGGACUCUGCAGGACCCAGGGCGUGAGUCUCCGGAGACCGACUCAGCCCUCUCUUCCACAGAGGACUUCCUUAAGGAAGAAGGGAGUGAUGAGGCGAUGACCCCCAGCAGACCCCGGACCACGGAAGACCUCUUCGCAGCUAUUCACAGAUCCAAGAGGAAAGUCCUCGGCCGCAAAGAUUCGGAUGACGACCACGCCCGAAACCAUUCUCCCUCCCCGCCGGUGACGCCCACCAGUGCCGCCCCCAGCCUGGCCUCCCCGAAGCAGGUGGGAUCGAUCCAGAGAAGCGUGCGCAAGAGCAGCACCAGCAGCGACAACUUCAAAGCUCUGCUGCUGAAGAAGGGCAGUCGCUCAGACGCCAGUGCCCGCAUGUCCGCCGCGGAGAUGCUCAAGAACACAGACCCCAGGUUCCAGAGGUCGAGGUCGGAGCCUUCUCCGGACACUCCCGACAGCCCGUCCAGCUGUUCCCCAAACAAGAACCGAAGGGCCCAGGAGGAAUGGGCUAAGAACGAAGGCUUGAUGCCUCGGAGUCUGUCCUUUUCCGGCCCCAGGUACGGCCGCAGCCGAACGCCGCCCUCUGCCGCCAGCAGCAGGUACAGCAUGCGGAACCGCAUCCAGAGCAGCCCGAUGACCGUCAUCUCGGAAGGCGAAGGGGAGGCCUUGGAGCCCGCGGACGGCAGGGCGCGCCACGCCCUGGGCGCUGCGAGGGGCUGUUCGCUGGGUGGGCUCGAGGGGGACGAAAUGGACGAGGGCAGCCUGCUCUGUGGCGUGGAGCCCACCGCCUUGCUGCGGGCACAGGCUUCCGGCCCCGCAGAUGGGACGGCCAGUGCCGAGGGCAGGGAUCCGUCGGAACCGCGGGAGGUGCUCUGAGGGCAGAGAGUUGGGGGCAAGAACCGGGUCUCCCAGGUGAUGGGGGGCGGGUGCACAAUACUUGGCUCUAGGAGGCCAGAGGGGGCCCUUCACUGCCUGCCCCAGGCUCCCACUCCGUGUCUGUGCUGUGGGCCCGGGCCCUCCAUGCCCACAGUGGGUGAGGGCUGCUUAGGACUCACUUGGCACUUGCCCUGUGGCUUAAGAGCAAGUAGAAGCUUAACUUCUGAAAGUGCUUCCUGGGGAAGAUUUUUUUUUCUAAAUGUUGGGGGGUGGGGGGCAGUGAACAGGGGUGUGUGUGCGCAUUUUGAAUACUCUUUAUGUUAAAAAAUACACACACACACACACACACACACAACAGAUAUGUGAGGAAAAAAGAGUUAAGCUAGGUGGAGUAAUGGAGGUUCUGGACUAGGAGGUGAUGGCUUUAAAGGUCUGUUGGUGGAGAUGAGUGUGUUCCAGAAGGAAGGAGAAGACCGUUGCUUCUGAGAACCAGGUGCUAGAUUGGCUGGUCUGAGUGCACAGCACACUCACCGGUGUGCUUUCUGGUGAGCCCAGAAGGCAGGGGAAGGGCUGAGUGACUAACCGGUUCAGGUACUUUUUUCUGGGGAAAAAGGCUUUGCUCCUUUUUUGUAAAAAUGACACGUGGAUGUGGUGACGCUGUCACCGGGAGCCUGCGGCUGUGCCGCCACAGGCACGCAGCUUGUAGCCCGGGUUUUGGAACGGUGGGUCAUUUUUCACGUGGGUCUCCUCCUGGAGCGAGGGGGCCUCUGAGAACCCAGCUGAACUUGUGCACACUCAGAGGGGGCGGGGGAGGGGAGAAGGCGGAGGGGAAGGUGAUACACUGCUGGGAUUUGUUUCCUGCUUAGUAAAUGAAAUUAUUUUUUAGAAUUAAAAUUGAAAACUUGCACUAUAGAACUGUGGGCGGAGCGUUUCCUUUUAUAACUGUGUUUUUUUUUAACCAGAGUUUAAAUUUCCAUUUGGCAAUUUCUUAUCACUUGAAAUGUCAACAUUUGCUAACUUUUGGAUAUCCUUUUGGUGACACCAAAGAGAAAGUUCUGGCUGUUUCUCCUUGAACCGCCUGCAGGAUCGUGUCUUCGCCGAGAAGGGAUAUCAGAAUCUCGGAUAUCACCCGACUUUGACGAAAAUGCUGAAAAGUUCUUUAGUUUCAUAAACUGGUAAACAUUGGCAGGGCUUGGCUACGAGUUAGCCCUGGGAAAUGAGUUUUUUAGAUUUAAAAGAUUUUUUGCAUCAUUUGGUUUGUGUGUUUUUAUAUUUUUUAUAAUUAUAAUUGAGUUAGGUAAUUACCUUCUAAUCUUCUUUGGUUAGAAUGUUAACACUUUUAGACAUGGGAAAAAGCGUGUGUAAAGUAUUUAUUUUUAUGUCAUAUUCUGGUGACCCCUUCCCCCACCCCCUCCCAACGGCCACGUCCUUGAUUUACUGGUGAGUAAAGCCCGAGUCGUCCUCGUCGGAAGGACCCGAGACGGCAGUCCUGAGGUUCUCGGGUCACAUCCCUGCCUUGCCGUCGUCUUUUCCGGCGUGAAAAUCUCACCUAAAAGUCGGACUGCACAGGCCGAGUCAUGAUGAGGUUUGUGCAGUAAAACUUCAGAUAUCCAUUUCAGGCACAUCUUUAAGACAAAAAGCAAAUCUAAAGAAUUAAGGCUCCUUCUGUUCUCUUAAGAAAACAAAACAGUUCUUUUCACACAACCAGAAAUCAACCUGACAUUUGGCCACAAGCAAAGGACUUUUUUUUUUUUUUUUUACUUUUUUGGAGCAAGUGUCUACUACGUUGGGAACGAGGAUUUUUUUUUUCUUCUAAAUUUUAGAAAAGUGGUGUUGGCUUUUGAAUAUGAAAUCUCAUAGCUACCUAGAAAAUACUAGAAUGUACAUGGCUGUCAGAAAACUUUAACAUAAUGUACAAAUUAUAUAUGUCGAAGGUAAAAUAAGCAAUGUCAAAACUAAUGAUAAAA